This is a messenger RNA of Aspergillus clavatus NRRL 1, 210 nucleotides long. RefSeq lists its product as uncharacterized. Bases 1 to 210 code for a protein of 69 amino acids. Gene Ontology annotation, cellular component: mitochondrial inner membrane. NCBI's taxonomy places the organism in Eukaryota, Fungi, Ascomycota, Eurotiomycetes, Eurotiales, Aspergillaceae. The record is from RefSeq and is a predicted model, not a curated record. The transcript has 2 exons.
AUGAUUUGUUCCGAAGCUUACUGGUAUAUUUGGACUGACGGAGUUACCGCCAGUAUGGCUGCGAGCCACCCCAUCCAUAUUCACCCGGCGCGGCCGCUUUAUCGCUUCACAGCAACUGCUCUAGGUGCGAGCAUGUGGUUCUUCCUCAUGUAUCGAGCUAAGAAGGAUGGUCCAGCCCUUCUAGGUUGGAAGCAUCCGUGGGACCAUUGA